UCUUACAUUAUAUCUUUUUGAGUCAUAAACAACAAAACAAAUGUAUUAUGCCUUUUUUUUUUCUUUGACAAUCCACACUCUUCCAAAGUAAAACAUGACCAAUCUUCAUCAAUAUGAAGAUCACCACUUCAACACUCCACAGGGCCAAAAGUAUUGCUCAUCUUAAACAAACCCACGCACUCUUUCUCAAACUCCUCACUCCAAAUCCACCCCAUCACCUUUGGGGUCGUAUGCUACUUCGGGUUCUCCAAUUUAGUGCUGAAAAAUCCAAUCUUUGUUAUGCCUACAAACUGUUUGAUACAAUGCCAAAUUGCUCCAAUUGCUUCCUGUGGACUUCUCUCAUUCGCGCAUUCCUUUCCCAUCACACACAUUUUCGCCAUUGCAUUUCUACCUACGCUAGAAUGCACCAAAAUGGGAUUUUUCCAUCUGGGUUCACAUUUUCCUCGGUCCUCAACGCGUGUGGCCGUGUCCCGGCCAUGUUUGAAGGGAAACAAGUGCAUGCUAGGUUGGUGCAGUCAGGGUUUCUUGGAAACAAUAUUGUGCAAACUGCACUCCUUGAUAUGUAUGCAAAAUGUGGCUUUGUAUGUGAUGCACGUGACAUUUUUGAUGAAAUGGUUGAGAGAGAUGUUGUUGCUUGGACGGCUAUGAUUUGUGGGUAUGCCAAGAUGGGGAGAAUGGUUGAUGCAAGGCUGUUGUUUGAUAGCAUGGGGGAAAGGAAUUCUUUUACUUGGACUACUAUGGUUGCUGGGUAUGCAAACUGUGGUGACAUGAAUGCUGCCAAGGAAUUGUAUGAUGUCAUGAGUGGCAAGGACGAGGUCACAUGGGUUGCAAUGAUAUCUGGGUAUGGGAAGUUAGGGAACAUGAGUGAAGCGAAAAGGAUAUUCGAUGAAAUAGUAGUGCCACAAGAUCCAUCAACUUGUGCAGCAAUGCUGGCUUGUUAUGCUCAAAAUGGAUAUGCAAAGGAAGCUAUUGAGAUGUAUGAGAAAAUGAGACAAGCAAGGAUUAAAAUCACCGUGGUGGCAAUGGUGGGUGCUAUAUCAGCUUGUGCUCAACUUAGGGACAUUAGAAUGUCUAACUCUUUAACAAACCAUAUCGAGGAGGAUUUUUGUGAAAGGACACAUAUUGUUUCCAAUGCAUUGGUUCACAUGCACUCAAAGUGUGGAAAUAUAGACUUAGCAUGGAGGGAGUUUAGUAUAAUGAGAAACAGAGAUUUGUAUUCUUACAGUGCGAUGAUUGCAGCUUUUGCUGAGCAUGGAAAAUCACAAGAUGCUAUAGAUCUUUUUUUAAAGAUGCGGCAGGAAGGUUUAAAGCCAAACCAAGUUACAUUCAUUGGUGUCCUCAAUGCAUGUAGCUCUUCAGGUCUUAUUGAAGAAGGUUGUAGGUUUUUUCAGAUUAUGACUGGGGAGUAUGAUAUUGAGCCCUUACCUGAGCACUAUACUUGCAUGGUUGAUCUCUUUGCGAGGGCCGGACAAUUGGAAAGGGCAUACAGUUUCAUAAAAGAGAGUUCAUAUCGUGCUGAUGCAAUAACUUGGGGUUCUUUAUUAGCAGCUUGUCGAAUUUAUGGCAAUGUGGAAUUGGGUGAGACUGCUGCCAGACAUCUCUUUGAGAUUGACCCUGCAGAUUCUGGAAAUUAUGUUCUUCUUGCAAACACUUAUGCAUCAAAGGAUAAAUGGGAAUGUGCAGAAGAAGUUAAGAAGUUGAUGAGUAAAAAGGGGAUGAAAAAACCUUCAGGGUAUAGUUCGAUUCAAAGAGAGAUCAAAGGACAGAAUAAAGAAGAACAUUGCUUGUCAGUCUCGUGAUUAACUUAUGUAUUGACGAGCAUUGCACAUCAUUUUCGUUGCCUAUAUAUUCCAAGUUUUCAGUAAUUGUGAGAGUGGCUUUUGAGUUACAAGCUUUAUUUUCUAAUCCAUCAUACCAUGAAGCGAUUGGAGAAGGCUGCCAAUCAAUCUGAUGAUAGGAACCAGCUUCGUGCCACUGUUUGGAAUUGUAUGGGGUUGAAGAAGCAGAAAAUUAACAUUCCACUGUACAGAUGGUGCAGUCAUUGUUUGAGAAGCUUGAGGUGUUAUAAUUGAUCCACAAGUCACUUUAUUUGGUCAUUAAGUAUUCUCCAGCAAAUUUUUCAUGCGUAAAAAGUGCUAUCUCAUUAGGUGUAUAAAUUUUCCUAUACUAAAGUUUUGAUGUAUAAAUGCAUAUUUUUUGUAUAAUUGAACUUUCAUAUAUUCGGAAUACUAAUAAUAGAGUCAUCACUAACGAA
Molecule: messenger RNA, 2254 nt
Organism: Cicer arietinum (chickpea)
Lineage: Eukaryota; Viridiplantae; Streptophyta; Magnoliopsida; Fabales; Fabaceae
Product: putative pentatricopeptide repeat-containing protein At5g37570
Biological process (GO): RNA modification
Molecular function (GO): RNA binding; protein binding
Source: RefSeq, a predicted model, not a curated record